Molecule: messenger RNA, 3267 nt
Organism: Morchella sextelata
Lineage: Eukaryota; Fungi; Ascomycota; Pezizomycetes; Pezizales; Morchellaceae
Exons: 8
Coding region: 1-3267 (1088 amino acids)
Biological process (GO): protein deubiquitination
Molecular function (GO): cysteine-type deubiquitinase activity
Source: RefSeq, a predicted model, not a curated record
AUGGACUCCAAUACACCCCCUCAUCCACUUCGUGGUCCACCAGCAAUGCCUUCUGCAAAGUCACAACGAAUAUACCCUCACAUCAGCGAUCUUCAGGCCCGGUCAGAUGGCCUCGUUCCUAUGAAACGCUCGAUCAAGUCGUGGGUUGACGAAGCCAAAAUCCACUGGCGGCAAGCAAAAUGGCAUUAUGAGUUUGGGAGGUUGGACUCGGCGUACUGCGAUUUUGUCAUGGCCAACACCAUCAUAAUAAAAACUAUCCCGCAAUGUGCAGAUUAUCCUACCUUUGCAUCCGGCAAACGGGGAAUGGCUUUCAUGGAAUAUAGCAAGCUGAAUGAGGAAUUAAAAGCAAAAACUCCCCUCUAUCUCAAAGUAAAAGAAGAAAUCAAGAAAGAUAAUGAGCUCUCUGGAGUUCAGAGUGCAAAUGCCCAGCUUGAAGCCGAGAGGGUUGCGGAGAGGGUUAGAGCUACCCUCCAUCCAGAGACUGGGGUGUCUCAAGACAUUCCGCCGAAAACGAAGCCGGAAGUCCGAGCGAAACCAGAAUACCUGUCAAUGGGCAAAGAACAUUCUCGAACAGGCUCUGGGGCCAAAUCCCCACAGCUGAAUAGUCAAGGGAUUGUUCCGACGUAUGGAAAAUCUUCACCCAAUGCUCUAGAUAGUACCUUAGAUUUGAAGCGUCGGUUGGAGAGAUUGACUACAACAACUUCCAGAUCAAGUUCACCAGCGUCGCUCUCACAGCUAGUCCCCACGACUCCACCCACGGUCGUUCGCGGUCCUCGAGAGAUGCCGGCAAAAUUGCCUCCGUUAAACGUGAAUGCGAUGCCUACGUUACCCCCCCCUACUUAUUCCCCAGCCACUAGUCAUGGGGGUAUGUUGCCUUCGCGAAAUGCAUCACUCCCUUCUACUGACGGGAAUGGUGCGUCCCGCCAACCAAAACCCAGUUUUCCGAAUGAUACGAUAAUAUCGGUGGAUGCUCUAUACAGUUAUCUAAGCAAGGAGUCACAAGUUACAAUCCUCUUACUAGAUGUUCGUAGUCGAGAGGAAUUUGAUGAGGGGCAUAUCUACGCAAGAUCAGUAGUUUGUAUUGAACCUAUAGUUCUUCGUGACGGAAUGUCCGAAGAUGAUUUGGAUAGAAGUUUUGUUCUAGCACCAUCAAAAGAACAAGAAUUGUUCAGUGCAAGAGACAAAUACGAUAUUGUGGUUUAUUACGAUCAAUCCAUGGCCAAUAAAAACUUUCUUUCUGGCCUGACACAGGACGAACAUCAGAUAGCUCUUCGAAGCUUGCAUAUGGCCAUUUACGACUUUGCUUUUAGGAAACGAUUGCAGAGGGCACCGAUGCUACUACUUGGAGGCCUUGAUGCUUGGAUAGAGUUGGUUGGGAAACAUUCCUUGAAAACUAGCGAUACCGCAGAACUUGCAAAGUCAGAGCCAACAUCUAGGCCUUCAAGUCGGGUAGGAAGGCAAUCUAUAUCGCUCGAAAAACCUCGCAGUGGUAUUGGAGUUAUACGAGAUACGUCACCAAGCGUGUCUGAGAACCGGUUAUCAUUGGCCAAGAGGCGGCAGGAUCGUGAUCCCCAAAGAGGUUCCAUGCCACUGCCAGUGCAAAGGGUGAGUUAUGGUAGGAAGCAAGAACCCACACCAGUCGACCCCAUAAAUAUUGAAGAAGAGCAGAAAUGGAUGGAUAGGCUACAGAGGGAAAGAGAACCCCUUACUAUCAGUGUCCCACCCGUAUCUCCACAUCCAGAUGCCGAUGUUGAAUCAAAAAAGCGGCGGCGAGGAACUUCUAUAGUCGCGGGGAAUGACAAUUUCUCGACUGGAUAUGUUAGAACAAUGGAGGAAUUUUUCCAACGGUAUCCUGCACAACCCUCGAUGUCCCCUAUCCCACCAACACCGAUAAGUGCUGGAACUCCAAUAACUCCACGCGGACAACACACGAUCAUCGACCACCCGUUUUAUGGGUUUACUGAUGUCCGUAAUCCAGACUUCAAUCCCCCGCCCACUCCAAUCAGACCACCACCUGCAGUUCCACGAAAGAGCUAUAGCGGAGUCUCAGAGCGUCUUGCCCCGCCUAUACCCCCGCCCCUUCCCCCUGCCCCCGAAAUACCGCCGAGGCCACCUAAAAUCCCACUUAUCCCAGAUGGAGAAUCAGGCUCGCCAUUUCGAACAAUUGGGAGCAUCAAUAUUGGUAAAACUGGAUUAAAAAAUUUGGGAAAUACCUGCUACAUGAACGCAAUACUGCAAUGCAUGAGUGGUACAAUACCACUGUCGCGAUACUUUUUAGAUGGGAGUUACAGAAGUCACAUUAACAAAGACAAUCCGCUCGGAUCUCGAGGAGUUUUGGCAGAAGCAUUUGCAAGUGUGGUAAAAAACUUGUGGAGCGGUGAAUACAAAUUCAUCUCUCCUGUGACGAUAAAGGAUGUGUCUGGUCGAUUGAAUGAAAUGUUUAAAUCAGAUGAUCAGCAAGAUGCCCAAGAAUACCUUGAGUUCCUAUUGGAUGGGCUGCACGAAGAUCUUAACCCUUACGCAAAUCGAACUAAACUCAGGCCUUUGACAGACGAGGAAGAAAGGCGACGAGAGACCCUUCCUCAGCAAACAGCAUCGCAUUUGGAGUGGCAACGCUAUAUCCAUUCGAACUUUUCGGUCGUCGUAAAUUGGUUUCAGGGUCAACUAAGUAGUAGGCUCAUGUGUUUAACGUGUGGUAUCACUUCGACCACAUAUAGCGGAUUUAUGUAUCUCUCGCUUCCAAUACCUUCGAAAAGGGGAGGAUUUACCCUCGCGGACUGCUUGGAGGAGUUUGUGAAAGAAGAAAUACUCGAAAAAGAUGACGCUUGGCAUUGCCCGAAUUGCAAAAAGGCUCGGAAAGCUACGAAGAAACUCACUAUCACUCGCCUACCUCACAUUUUGAUUAUUCAUCUAAAACGGUUUACAAAUCGGGGUCUAUGGCGGGAUAAACUCAACACAAUGGUUCAAUUUCCUUUGAAAGACUUGAACCUAACAAAAUACGUACCACCUUUAUUGCCCAGGGGUGCACUGGGCCCCAACGCCCCUGAACCUAGUGCCGAAGUGACGCCGCCUUUUAUGUAUGACCUUUACGGGGUAUGCAACCAUUAUGGAACGCUAAAUGGAGGUCACUAUACGUCCUUUGUGAGAAAUAAUCAUCAGAAUGCUUGGAAUCAUUUUGACGACAGCAAGGCAAGCUUUGUUGACGAUUCUGCAGUAGUGUCUCGGAAUGCAUACGUGCUUUUUUGGGUCCGGUCAAAUGUUAUGUGA